CCCGGGCCACCCGCGGGGUCCGGCGGGGGGCGGGGGGGUCCCGGGGCCUGGCUCGGGCUCGGGCGGCCCGGCGUGCGCGGGGGUGAGUGUGCAAGGCGGCCUCGUCAGCGAGCGCGUGCCAGUUGCUAGCAGCGCCGCGCCGGGAGCGGGGCCUUCAUGUGUGUGACACGCCGGCGCAGCCACGUCGACACACCUCGCAGCACCAGGUGCAGGACGGCUGUACCCCUCCGCGUGGCCAUGGCACAAUCCGAUGUGUGCAUCGGGGACCAGCUCAUCCUGGAAGAAGAGUAUGAUGAAACCUACCUACCCAGUGAGAAAGAAAUCUGUGACUAUGCACGGGGGAUUGGGAUCGAUCCUGAGAAGGAGCCGGAGUUGAUGUGGCUGGCCAAGGAAGGUAUCGUGGCCCCUCUGCCUCCCCAGUGGAAGCCCUGUCAAGACAUUACUGGUGAGAUCUAUUACUUCAACUUCGCCAAUGGCCAGUCGACUUGGGACCACCCAUGCGAUGAGCACUACCGGGAGCUCGUGGUCCAGGAGCGGGAGAAGCUCUCAGCCCACGGUGACACCAAGAAAAAGGACAAGAAGAAGAAAAAAGAAAAGAAGGAAAAGAAAGACAAGAAAGAGAGAGAGCUGCUGAAGCCGGCUGCUGAAAUGCAGCCAGAGCCAGGGAUUCUUCCUUCAACAUCCUUUUAUCAGAUAUCCUCUCCCAUCCUGCCCUCCUGGUGCUUGAGUCCUGAUCUAGAACAGAAUAGCCAGAUUAAGAACGAGGGCUUCCUUAAGAAAGGUGAAAGGAUGACCCUGAGCCAAUCAUCAGAGGCGAGUGACUCAGACGCACUGUUUUCAGGCACUCAACCAAAUAAUCUGCAGCCGUUUCUUUCAUCCAAGCCUAGCAGAACUUGCCAAAUGUUAGCUGAUCUGGAGAUUUUAGGAAGAGGUCCAUCUUUUAGCAAAUCAGAUGCAGGCACCCAGCAGGGCCCAGACAAAUCAGCGGAACAUUGUCUUUAUUUUUCUGACUCUGAACCUGAAUAUCUAGAUGUGGUUCGGACAACGGAGGUAGAUUCCUAUGUGUCAAAGGAAUCCUCUUCACCAGACCUUGAAAAUGGGAAAACCAUACUUGGUUCCCAAGAGGUCUUUGAGGCCCAAAGCCUGUUAUUUGUGGAAGAACAGAUGUCUGAAAACCAGAAGAAAAAAGAAAUGACAGAAGAAUGUGUCUGCCAGCCUGCAAAUGAUUUGCCAGUCAGAGAAAGAGCUAGGGGCCCGGCUGGUGACGAGGAGCGAGGUCCAGGUUUGUUGCAAGCCACAGUCAGGGAAGCUGUUUUGGCUGCUUGUGCCUCUAACCCUGUUUUUCAUGGUAAGACAUGUGAAGCGAUUCCCCUACAUGCCAGCCCCAUGGAAGACCUGCACUUGCUGGAAGAGGUUGCUCAGAGUCUCCCAGAAGAGCUGAGUUCACACAGCGACAUGGUGGAGAGCAGGAGGGAAAAAAACCUUCUUGAGCCAGUAUUGAGUCCAACCACCACACUGGGCAAGUGCUUUGUGACCAGCAGCAGGCAGGGCAGAGAGGGGCCAGAAUGGGCAAGGGUGGCUGAACCCGAUACAUGCCUGCGAGCAUCCAAGGACGAUGGUCUCUUGGCCAUCCCUUGCGUGACGUUAGAGACAAUGCUGCGUGCUUCAGAGGCCGGGGGAGGAAGCGGAGUGGAUGCUUCUGCUUUGAUGGGAACCUGCUUCCUUGAAUCGGUUUUCCCUUGUGCUGCACCAGAAGAAGAGAAGGCAGCAAGUGGUGUGGGGUCUGAAUGCGGCAGCAGCCAUUCGAGCAAUGUAGCUGAUAAUGUUGCACCACUGAUUUGGAGAGAGGGCAGUAACUUCUCUUGGGAUCUCCAGAGUUCCUGUGAGUCUGAUGAUCACCUGGAUUUGCUUGCUUCUGCUAAGGGGCCCCUGCUAAUUCCCCCCCUCGUCAUGCCUCAGGAGUGUGCCCAUGACAGUUUGAGGAUGGAACUUGGUGGGUUGUCUGGUGCACAAGAGAGGGAUGAGGAGGAAGGACAAGAAGAAGCAGAGGAAAGAGAGGGCAGGCCAGAGCAAGCCCCUGAUGUGCUGAAGGGAGAGGCGUUGGCCGGGGGGUUGCGAGUUCCUCCGGCUUGGCUUUGUCAGACAGCUGAAUGCCAGGAAAGCAGCAGGCUCUACUGGCAAGUGGAAGUGGAGAUGACCCAGAGCAGAACAGCAGAGAUUUGGGACGGAGCAGGCAAUGAUGAGUCUCCAGGUUCCCUGCUUGCUCCUGCCCAGGCUCCCCUGGGGAAUCUUGCUCCGCUACGUGGUCUGGUGGAUGUUCCUGCCGGUGCGCUCCGUGGCCCGCUCAGUGCUGCUGUGGGAAACUUUGUGGAACCCAGUCCAGGGAUCAGAGGUGGAAUUGGGCCUGCACAGACCCUUAAAGCCACUGGCCAAGCCAAGAGCCUGCUGGGGUUCAUCCACCAGAAGAAGGACUUCUUAAAUCUCAUGACACUAGAUGAAGGAGAAAAUGAAGACGAAGAGAGUGAGAAUCAGAGUCUGCGAGGAACAGCAGGAUUGCUCCAAAAUGUGCACAUGGACAUCAGUGCCCUGGGAAGCAGUUUCGAUUACGAGAAGGAGUCUUUACAAGCAAGACAUGCUGAAGGAGAGGAGUCCUCUGCUGGUGCGUGCCCUCCGACUCCAGAUAAACUACUCUACAGAGAUGCUGACAGCAGCCUGUCUGGCCUAAACAAAGAGGAGUGUGAUGGGAAACCCCCUGGGACUGAGCUAAUGGAAAAGGAGGAUGCUAAGGUAGAAGGUGAAAUCUCAGCAGCUCAGGAGCAGCCAGGCACUCUGGGGGAGAAGACGACAGCGGGGACGGACGCGCCCAGCAGUCGUGGGCCGUCCAGCGCUGCAUCUCCAGAUGCGGGAGCUGCUGAGGCAGAUCAGCCAGCAAGCCUGGCGGUCACUGUUGACACUGUGUCCAUCGAUGGGAAGGUUGCAAGUGAAACGAGGGAAGAAGCAGCUGAUUUGCAAACAGACAGCAAGCUGGAGGCUGGAGAAGACUCUGAGGCCAGCGAGCGUGGGAAGGAUGCGCCCCUUGCUAACCAUGUGGAUCGCCAGCUGCUGCAGGUUAUGGACUUUGGCUUCCAAAGUCGGCUCUCCGAGCAGGUGCUGGAUGUGGACGCUCUGUCUCCUGUCCAGGAUGGCUCUGAGCUGGAGGCCCGGGAACUGGGAAAAGAGGAGAAGGACCAGAGCCAAGCCAGCAUAGAGGAAGAGCAAAGCAAAAGGGCCCAGAGCGCUGUGAGAUGUGGGAGUAGCGAUGUGGACGUGCCUGCCAACAUUUCCAGCUGUGACUCGGAUGCAGUGCAACUGGAGGAGGGGACCCAGCAAGCAGAGUCCUCACACCAGCCUGCAGAGAAGCCCCUGGAGGGACCUGCCAAGGAGCUGGAGGAGGAGGACACUCAUCUUCUGCAAGCAAAGAGGGAGGAAGUUCAGCGGCUGCGGGAGGAGCUGAGGCAAAAGGAGGAGGAGGAAGCUCAGGAGCUUCGUCGGCAGAAAGAGAAAUCCCUCAGGUCUCUAAAAGAAGAGCUAGCAAAGGCCACUGAGGAGGAGGAGCUUUGGCUGCGAGAGGAAGAGAGCAAGAAGCUCUCUAAGCUGCGAACCCAGAUCAGCGCAGAGACAGAGGCAGAGAAGGAGAAAAUCAGGGCAGAGCAAGAAGCGGCAUUACAGAAGCUGAGGGAGGAGUAUGAAUCCCUGCAGAAGUCAGAGAGAGAGAGAGCAGAGGAGACGAAGAAAUGUGCUUUGGAGAAGAUAAAGCUGGAAGUGGAGGAGGCUCAGCAGAGAGAGAGGAUGGGGCUGGAGCAAGAAAAGGAGCGAGUCCUGAAUGAGAUAAAGGAGAGAUUAGAAAGAGAAAGAAAAGAGGCUGCCGAGGUGUUAGAGAAGCAGUUUGCAGCUGAGCUCCAGCAGCUGAAAGCCGCAGCAGAGGAGGAGCACCGAAAGGUCGUUGCCAGCCUGCAGAAGCAAGUAGAAGAGACUCAGAGGAGUGACGAGACCCAGCUACGGGAGGCGCUGGAGAGAGCAGAGCAAAAAGUCCAGCAAAAAGCUUAUCACCUAACCGAGUAUGAGAGAGAGCUCAGUGAGCUCAUGAAAGAGAAGCGCCAGGAAGUGGAGCGAGAUCACGAGAGGAAGCUGGAAAGGAUGAAAGCGGAGCACCGGGAGGUCCUGGCAAAGAUCCAGGAGCAGUACGAGGAGGAGGAGAGAAAGCAGAGAGCAGAGAGGCUUGGGGCGCUGACGAGCGAAAUGGAGCGUCUCCGGCAGCUCCACGACGGGGAGCUGCGGGCUCUGCGGAAGGAACUGGAUGAGCAGCUCAGUGACCUGCGGCGCAGCCACCAGGAGCAGGAGAGAAAACUCCAGGACUUGGAAAUGGAGCUCGACCUGCGAGCACGAGAGGCCAAGGCCAGGUCAGCUCAGCUCCACAGCCAGGAGGAUACCAUAAGGAAGAAAAGGCAGCAGCUACUGGAUGAGGAGAAACUGCUGGAGCAGGAGAGAACUGAGGUGGUCUUGGCUGCUCAGCUCCGCUUGGAGGAGUCUCGGAAGGAGCACACAGACCUCAUGGAAGCCAUCCGAAAGCUGCGCCGGACUCUGCAGGAGCUCCAAGAUCAAAAAGCUGAACUAGAGUCUCAGGUGGACUUGUUGCAGUCCCGAAGCCAGAGGCUGCAGAAGCGAAUCAGUGAGCUAGAGGCAGCCAUCAGGAGCAAGCAGGACUUGCUGAAGGAGCUAGAAGCAGAAGACAGCACAGCAUCUCCGCGAAGAGAAGCCGAGCUCCACAUUGAGGACCUGAAAGAGACGAUUCGCGCUCACUCCUCAAGACAGACGGCUCCCCUACCCUUGCAGAGUCACGAAGAUGGCGACCUCUGGCUUGAUGACGUACGGCACUACAUCUCCGCACAAGGCAUCUCCAUCAGGAACGCCAAGGAGUUCCUGGAGCGCCAGACUCGCUCCAUGAGCAAGAGGCGCACGGCGCUGAAGGCCGCGAGGCAGCAGUGGCGUCACGACAUGCAGCAAGCGCAGGAGGCAGUGCAGGAUCCUGACAGCUCGCAGCUGCUGGAGGACGUGCGCCAGAACCUGGAGGAGGAAGCAAAGCAGUUGGACAAGAUGAAGUCAGCCAUGAGGACAGGACAGGUGCUGUUGAAGAAGAAGGAGGAGAAACUGACCCAGCUGGAGUCUUCGCUUGUGGAAGAGGUGUCUGACGAAGACACCCUGAAGGGAGCUGCAUGCAAGAAGGUGGUGACCUUUGACCUCAGCGAUUCAGAGGACACAAACAGCGUGGCCAGCUCUGACGUACCUCGGCAUACACGUGACUUGAACCCACCUCUCCAGCUCCCCCAGCCCGACAGGAUCCAGCACCUCACAGACUCCCUGCGGCGCAUCAGCAGCGAGCUGAGCGGAGUCCUCAGCAUCCUGGGCUCCCUGAGUCAUCAGCAGUCUCCUCUCUUUGCCUCCACAACGGUGCCACUGUCCCCACUGCCCAGGGAUGGCAUCCCGCUUUCCACGUACACGUCGCUGGCAAGAGUCCAAGCUGCUGGCCCCCUCGUGCCUCCUGCCAGUCUUCCUCUGGCAAACCAGUGGCCAUGGAGCACUGGUCUCCACUCCGGCCUGUCUUCCACAGCCAGCCAGUCGGUGGACAGCAUGCUGGCAGAGAAGUGGCGCAAGUAUUUCCCAGGCGGGUUCCCGCUGUUCAAUGGAAGCUCUGCCCCUCCGGACAGCAAACUAGGUUACCUGCCUGCUGGCGAGCAAGUCCGCUUGUACCAGCGCUCCCAGGUGUGGAGCCCUGAGGCAGACAAGACGAGCAUCCAGGGAAUGAUUGAUGCCAACAAGAGAUGGCUGGAAAAUUUCAAGAAGGAUUCAAAAGUGCCUCUCUUCCCAAGCACACAGAAGCUGUCUGUGAGCAGCCCAGACCUGGUGCAGCUUGGGCUGGACGAACACAACCAGAUUAAAGUGUAUCACUACUAAGAGGCCGUGGACCCUCCGGAGAGACGUGGCAGUCCCAGCCCUGCGCCCCACAAGUGCCUGGUGAGGUGGCGACGUGGCUGCAGUGCCCUGCAAUGCACGGUACGGCAGAAAUCCACAGGGCUCUUUCGCUUUGCCCUUGAAAUAAAGUCUCUCCUUCCAGGAGAGUGGAGGAGGGAGGAAGCAAACUUCCCCAGUGGAUUCUUUUAAUCCUGUAAUGUGUCCAAAUAUACUUUAUAGACUGUUUAAUCCAGUGGUGAAAUAUCAGGGCUUCAAUAAAUCAACAGUUCCCUCAUUAGUAUUCCAGCGAUCACAUGAUGAAGCUGUGAAUCACCGAGGACUUUGAAUAACGUGUUGAGGGGAGGAGGUGAAUUCCAACAGAAAACUGUCGCCAGAGGAAAUAUGCAGGAAAUGAAUGCCCUGUUGAUGCACAACAAACAUUGGUGUCAGGUGAACUCAGUCACCAGCCCUCUGUGAGACAUCCUUGAGCUCGGGAGCAUGAAAAGCAAAAUGUCUGCAAUUAUGUUUUUUACACUGAAGCACAGAAUCGAGAGCAAUGGAGGUGAGAGCCUCUGGGCCCCGCGCCGGGCCGAGCCGAUGCCACGUUUGUCUCCUGGACCCGUCCUCUUGCCACCUCCGCCUAGGGACACCAGGGUUUCCUUUCAUGCUGAAUGUUGAGUGUAUUUCUAGUAGAAAAUGUUUACGAGGUUUUGCAGUGCCUCAGUCAUGAGGCUCAGCCAUCGCUCAGGGGGCAGCAGAGGCAAAGCCUCUGGGACUCUUUCUCUUUGUCAGGCAGAAGCCAGGUGGUGCUUAGCAGGGCCGCCUUACCUGGCAUAUGCUGGGGAGGGGACCACCCCUGCCAGAACUGCCUGGGUCUGACCAGGACUGUUCUCAGAGCCUGUUUUGGGAGCCCACGUGCAUCCCCUCACUCACCUGAGCAGGCCUGCCUGACACAGAGCCUGUGGCCAUUUGCACUAGUGCAUCUGUCAGUGCUGGCAUCAGCAGAGCUGGUUUGGGAUGAGGUGAGUGGCCAUGACUCUGUAUACCUUCCCUGCAGUGCCCAGAACACCCACGCUGAGGAGUCCUACAGCUGGGGUCCAGGCUGGGGCCUGGCACCGUGGGUCCAUCCCCGGGCAGCGAGGCUGAGGCCAGAGCUGAGGUUGAUGGUGCACGAGGCAAAGUAAUGCCCGGCUCUGAGCCAAAGCCUGCUGUGAGGUGACUCCACUGGGCUUUGGACCCGUCCCGAAGGCACUUGGAGUUGUUUGGUGAUUAAAACCCCCCUGCCUUCCAGACAUCUCGGCAGCAGAAGGAUGCAGGGAGGCAGCAUGGGCUGGUGUUUGAUUGGUGUCUUAUCCACGCAUCCUCUGCACCAGCGUUUGCAAAACAUUGAUACCCACAAGUGCUGCUCAUGCCGUCAUUUUGGCACGAAGGGUCUGCAUUAAGGGGAUACCCACUGGUGAGAGAGAGUCUUUGCAAACCACUCGCAUGCAAGGAGAUGGCUCCAGGAAGGGCUGUUGACAUGGCUCCUCUUGGAUUGAGACAUGAGGAGAGGAAAGCGGAGCGGGGAGGGGGACCCUGGUCUGUACGCACUGGCACAUGCUGCGGGGAAUGUCUAGGUGCAAAUAGAAAGCUGCGUCUCUGCUCAGGAUGCUGUUCUUGCAGCAGCUCUGUUUUGUAGCCAUUUUCCACAUAUAUCGCUGCUGUGAGCUGUUCAGACGACCUGCUUCCCUUUACGCAGGGAUUUGGGCGCACAUGGGUGAAGAGAUGGGUCUGAACGUAGGGUCCUUCCCUGGCUAAGAAGGCAGAGGGCUUGGCGAUGUCUCUGGGAGAUGCCGGUAUACGACAUACCAUGCUGAGGUCAUUGCUUAAGGAAAGAUGCUCCACCUCUACUGAUUAGUGCUGGUGGACAGAGAUGUUGAAUGCCCGCUGAGCCUGGUACCUUCCCUGCAGACUUCGUCUCCGGACAAGGGUGUGGACCCUAGCGUGGACCCCCCGAAUGUGCUACCAGAUUACACAGAGCCCAAGGCAGGGGGGUGCACUUUGUCCUCCUGCCACUAGAGAAAACCCAGGGAAGCCCCUGACAGCCCCUCUCUCAUCCCGCCUGCCAAAGCCCUGAAGGGCUGGCAGCUGCAUGAGCCUCUGCCCGGCACGUGGCUGGAGACUCCAGGCUGUGCGCUGCGGCAAACCAGACACCUCAGUAGGGAUAAAAGCCUAUUUUAUUAAUGAGAAUGCUGUGCUUCUGAAUCAGGUUUAUUUUUCCCUUUGAAUUUUGUGAUAUCAGCUGUAUCUUUUAUAUAUAAAAUAAAUCUGCAUAGGCCUAUUUUGGAGGA
Molecule: messenger RNA, 8318 nt
Organism: Alligator mississippiensis (American alligator)
Lineage: Eukaryota; Metazoa; Chordata; Crocodylia; Alligatoridae
Gene: CEP164
Product: centrosomal protein 164
Exons: 33
Coding region: 157-5991 (1944 amino acids)
Molecular function (GO): protein binding
Source: RefSeq, a predicted model, not a curated record